Messenger RNA from Condylostylus longicornis, 6863 nucleotides. Its product is annotated as protein PF3D7_1417600. The transcript is spliced from 5 exons. The record is from RefSeq and is a predicted model, not a curated record. NCBI's taxonomy places the organism in Eukaryota, Metazoa, Arthropoda, Insecta, Diptera, Dolichopodidae. Bases 824 to 6406 code for a protein of 1860 amino acids.
UAGAAGUCAUUAAAUGAAAUAAAAUGUCUGCAUUGAGAUUAUUUUAAAUUUAUUAUUUUGUAAUAUUUGGGAUAGUGUUAAACCUAAAAAGUGUAAAAACUUAUUUUACAAUAAGUAAUUAAAAGUGAGAAGUAAAAAAUUUGCAACUAUGUUACAUAGAAGUGAUAAAAUUUCUUACAGAAGUAAGAGGACUUAAGAGCUUUUGUUGUUUUUUUUUUGUCAUUGAAUAAUUCCGUAGUAAAUCGAUCGAGCAGCUGAAAAUUCCUAUCAGGAAAAGAAAAAAGUAACAAAAAAUAAUUUUCAUUAUACCUACCUAUGAAAAUAAAAAUGGUGUAGAAUAAAAGCUAUAUUUAAAAGAAUAAUUAUAACAAAAAAAAAAUAUCAAAGAUGAAAUUAAUUUGAAAAAUAUGUUUGUGGAAAAAAAAUUGGGCGUUAAUAUGAAGUUCAAUUAAAAGUGGAAAUAAGAAGUUAUUGCAUAAACAUGAACUAAUAAUAAAUAAAAAACAAUUUUUCAACAAUUUCAGGUGUUUAUACUAAAACAUUUUGAAGAUUUUAAAAAUCUAAUAUGGAACUUUUGUGACGUUUUUGGUUUAUGUAUCGAUUUCUCGUGUAUAUAUUUACGAGAAACGACCAUAAAAAGUUUUGCGUUGUAUGUGAUUAUCUUUUGCUGAUAAUUUUAAACUUCUACGGGGAGGAGUUUUAUUAAGUAUAGUAUAGAUAAUUUAUGCAACUUAUUAAAUUUAAUUUAAGUUAGUAAUUCUUCACACUCCUAGUAGAUUUAUAAAUUAGUGUAACUAGAAAAAAUUAAAAAGAGACUGUCAAAAUGAUGGAUUUGGUUGCAUGUCCGGUUUGUACCUUGUAUUUGCAUAAGGGAAUGAGUUUGGCUGAACAUUUGGAAACUCAUCCUAAAGAACAAGUAAUAAAAGCUUUGGUAUCUCUGGCUACAGGAUCCUUGUCAUCUGGUGACAUUUUAACAAAUAAUGUUACUAAUAAAACGACAACGCCUGUUGCACCAUCUACAGCCACAUCUUCCGCAAACUAUGAAAACUUUCAAUCUGCCAAUACAGUUUUGCAUAGUAGUAAUAAUUUGCAAAUACGUUCACCUAGUAAUGGCAAUAGCUCAAGUCCUUCAUCUUCGUUAAACAAUUUUACUACGAGUUCCAACUUUAGCUCUAACAUUCAAACUACACCUGUUAUUUCAACAUCUUUUAACGACGUCGCAUCAAGCAGGGUGCACAGUAAUGCAUCUAGUUUGAAUUAUAAAUCUAAUUCAGCGUAUAGUUCAGGAUAUCAAGUGCAGGAAACACAUGGGUUACAGGCAAAUAGUAAUAUGGGAAACCAAAGUAGCUCAAUAAAUUUCCCUUCCCACUUGCAACAUUUAUUUAACUCUAAAACAAAACAAUUGCCGCCUCCACCAGAAUAUAGACAAGCAAUAAGCCAGUUACGAUCUCAAAAUUUUGCACGUACAAAUACUACAAAAUCUUUAGCAAAUUUAUCAUUGAAUAGUAAUAAUAACAGUAACAAUUGUAAUGCAAUUAACACUAAUUUUAAUAACAGUAAUAAUAAUAGUAACGAUAAUAGCUAUCAAAUAUCAAGUAACUCAUCUACUUCGUACUCAAUAGUUAACCAACAGACUACUAACUUCUAUACUAACACCAACAAUUAUCAAGAAACAUUAGACUUUUCAUUACCAAAGCAACAUCAUCAAUCAUCAACAGUGAAUAAUUCAUCUUUACCUGCGCCACCAUACAACUCAUCAUCACAUUUAAAACGUGGUCAAAACAGUGACAUUUCCACAAGUAACGGGCCCUGUUUUGAAUUUUCCACAUAUUCUCAACCUUUAGAUUGUCAGACCACUUUAAAUGAGGAAGUUGUUAAAUUUCCAAAAGGUGUCAAUUUGGAAAAGGAAGUUAAUAAUCCUAGAUCCCCAUCGCCCAUUUGUUUGAUUACAUCAAUUCGCUCAUCUGAAAACAGUUUAAAUGAAUCACAUCAAGCAAGCAAAUCUCAAUCGCAUUCUUCUUCAGUAUUACGUUUUGCUGAUACUCCACCUGCUGCACAAUAUAUAGAAAGAGAUUCUGGUGAUUUUCUAGUUCAAGAAUCACCACGUCAUAUAGUAGAGUGUAUUGAAAAAGAUAAUGGGGAAUUUUCUGUUAUUGAAAAGGUUAUACAAUCACCACCAAGUAUUGUAUCUGUAAAUGAACAUAUAUUAGAAGAAAAUGCUCAAAUGAACAAUGAAAAACAAGAAGCUGACGAUGAUAUUCAUGAAGAAGUAAGUGAAGAACAUGGUUGUGAUGAUAAAAACAAUGAGCUGUCAAAAAAUAAUAAAAGUGCUAAAUUUUCUGAAAAUGAUAUCAAAACUGAGAGUUCGGAAAACUUUGAAAAUGAAAACGCAGAUUUAAUUGAACACAAAAACGAAUCAAAAAAUAAUGAGGGAAAUGAGCAACGUUUAAAUUCUUCAAAACGAAAACUUAUCUCUAAAGGUGUGAAAGUUUUAAGCAAUGUAAAAUUAGAUGCGAAUAAAUCUCUUGAAAUAGUUGAAAAUAUCCAAAAAUGUAGCACUGAAGAGUUUUGGACGGGAAUAGUUAAUACAAUUAAAAAAGAAGAUUCAGAUAAAUCGUAUAGCUGUAAUUCCUUACCCUCAACAAGCGCAAGCAGUGAGGUAGAUGAAGUAGAAGAACUAAAUAACUUAAAUGAUAAAAAAACUGCUCAAAAAUGUACCUCAACUAAUUUAUCAGUGGAAAACGCAACGAAAAUAAUUGCAACAAGUGUGAUUCGUUUAGCAGUAAACCAAAAACAAUUAGAAUCCAAAAUACCAUCUUCAAGCAAAAAAUCAAAGAGUCCCAAAAGGGAAAAAGAUUUAAACGAAAAAUCUCAAAUUGAAAAUGAACCAAUAGCAUCGUGUUCUUCUCAGAGUCGAUUGCAAAAUUCAUGUGUGAAGAAAAAUGUUUACAGAAAAAACCCUAAAAAAUUGAUAGUAAAAUUUAAAAAUCCUUUACCUCCCGUUACACCUUCGCCAAUUUCAUUCGUUAAAGAAGGCGAGUCGCAAGAAAUUAUAGACAUAACGGAAAAUGAGUCUAUUGAGAAUGAUUCUGUUAAGCCAGAAGAUUCAAUAUUAAUACCAAGUAUAAACAAAGGAAUGAAGCAGAAAAAUAUAGAUGACUCUGAUGAAACUACUCUUAAUAAUAUGAUGGAGCAAAUAGUAAACGAAGACGACAUAUCAUUUGGCGCACCUGGACUGGAGAACGAGGUCAAUACCUGUGAAACAGUUGAAAAAAAUCUAACAGAAAAUUUCAAUUUGAAAAUAGAAAAAGAACCAGAUUUUGCUGAUAUUGGGAAACCAAUGCAAAUACAAGAUGCUACAAAAAUUCCGUCUGCAUCACCUUCAACUUCAUCAUUAGGGUUAUCGUCAUCAUAUUCAUCUCCUUCUUCCUCAUCGCCUUUAUCAGUUUCUAAUCAAGAAAUUGGAAGUUUAAAUGAUUUAAAAAUAAUACAAAAUGAUGAGUUUUGUGACGAAGACAAAAAUUUUAUGUCUAUCAAAACUAAUAAUUGUAGUGUGGAAAAUGAAUCCCGAAAUGUUAAUGAAAAAAAAAGUGAUUUAAGUUUCACUACAAGCAAUAUUACAAAAACGGUUUUCAUUAUUGAGGAAAUAGAUGAUGAUAGACAAUGUGACAGGAAGGUAGCCGUUCAGCAAACAAAUCAAAUUCCUGGACAAUUUUUGAAUAAUGAGUUUCAAACAGUCAGCUGCGGUUUGUCAACAGGAAAAACCCCAGAAUCAUUCACAUCAGAUCAUCAACCAAAUAAACAACAAAUACAGCAGCAAAUUGAACACGCUGAAUUAGUUAUUGAUAUACAAAAUAAUCAAAGCAACACACAACAGAAUACAUAUUGCGAUUAUCCAUUCAGUUUUUUGUACUCUGCCUCGUCAACUGUAAUACCUAAUACAGCAAAUUUGAAUUUUUCAAGUGGUGCAUUUACUUCAGGUGCAACUACUAAUCAAAACAACAACAGUGAACACGAAAUUAUUUUUAACUCGAACAGUUCUAGUAAUAGUAACAUGAUUGAUAAAACAACAAAUUCUCUCACAUCAGCUUCAUCUUCGAUCUCUGUUUACUCAAAAACAGGUGUUAAUGAUGAUAACGCUGUUAAUGGUGGUAUUCAAAUUUUUAAUCGUUAUGUAGGUCCUACCAUAUUUACUUCGCGCGAGGAUAAUGAAUCAGAGGAAAAAAACAGUUACUUAGAUUUAGAUCUAUGUACCAAGCAUACUGAAAAUAAUGAUGGAGAAACUCGAAAUAAUGGGAGCAGUACAGCAAAUGGAAUUCUUAACAUAAACACUGUUACAUCAAUUAGUACUCAUAACAGUAGAGAUAAUUUAAUUACAGAAUUAAAUAUACGAACGGAUGAAAAAAUGCCUGCUAAAGGAGAGAUUUCUGAGCAAGAAAGUAAUGGUGACAUUGAUAACUCAUGGAGUCAACCUAUUUAUAAUGAAUUGACAUACAAAUAUUCUAAUCCUUAUGACGUAAGUCAUGAAAGUUGGAGCCUAAGUCAUGAUGAAUUCUUUAAUCCACAUGAUUUAAAUAAUAUCCGAUCUAAAGUGACCACAAAUUCAGACAUAGAAAAAGAUAUUAAGCCUAUUUUGCCAGGAACAUCAACAGAAUGUGUUAACGAGCCUGCCGGAUCUAAAAAAAUAAAAAAACGAAAAAAAGCGCCAACAUUGUUUUCAGCUACCACGACAAUUUUAGAUACGGUUAAUUUAAAUAAUAAUGCAGCUUCAUCAUCUUUGGAAAAUGGUCAAAUAUCCGGAGCAAUAAUAACCAAAAAGAAAGCUUAUCAAUGUGACCAUUGUUCUGUAGUAUUCGUACGAUUAAAAGAUAGAAAUCAUCAUAUGGUUUCAAUACAUCAAUAUAAAAGAGUUAAUCGUCGUCUGAUUCGGGAAGCACCAUCAUCUACCGUUACAUCUGCUACUAUAAAUAACAUCGUAAGUAUUACAGAUCAGCAAAGCGACAAUGUUAAUUUAGCUGUCGAUAAUGAUACAAAGCCAGACGUCAAUGAUUCAGUAACUUCAUUAGUGUUGUCGUCACAAUAUAUAAAAACUGAAAACGAAUUUCCAGAAGCUUCGCAGCCAAUAAUAGAAACUACUGUUGUUAGCACUACCAGAAAUGAUGAUAUCGAUAUCCCUGAUGGUGAUGAUAAAAAACCAGAUUUGGCAGUUGUUGCAACAAGAACAACAGUUCCCGCUAAUUACCCGCGAACUAAAUACGAUUCAAUACGAACAAAUGUUUACCGUUUAUUAAUGAAUUUCAAUUUAGGUGUUCUUAAACAAAACAGUAAUGUAGAAAUUGAUCAGAAUCUUUUUAAUUCAAAAUCUUUUUGUUGCAUGGUUUGUAAGCAAGACUUUAUUAGCGUUAAACUUUUUGAUGAACAUUUAUCGGAACAUCCAGCAGAAUGUUUUACGUGUGGUAAAAAAUUUUCUCGUUGGACAUAUUUCUCAAUUCAUUUGAAACGUCAUUUAGGAUGGAAAGAUUUCGGUUGUACUAUUUGCCAAAAAAAGUUUGUAAUUAGGAGCGCAUUAGUAGAACAUAUGCGUAUACAUACAGGAAUUACACCUUUAAACUGUAAUUUAUGCAGCAAAUCUUUCAAACGAUAUUCAAAUUUAACACAACAUAAAAGAGUGUGUCAUACCAAAAAGAGCAUAAGAAAAAAAGAUUAUGUUUGUUACUGUGGCGAAGUUUUACCAACAAAAGCUCGUUUUAUUUGGCAUAAAGAAACCCAUGAUCCAAAACCGAAAUGUUGUCUUUGGUGUUGCGAUCGUUUUAUUCACGUUAAUAGUCUACGACGUCAUAUUCGUUUAGCACAUGCCGAUAAAUUUGCUUACAAUGAGCCAGCCGAAUGUCCAAUUUGCAAUAAUAUAUAUGCAAAAACUAGUCUUAAAAGUCAUAUGGCUACACAUUCAAUGGAAACUCAACACGAGUGUGCUAUUUGUAAUAAAUCAUUUAGUACAAAAUGGAAUUUAAAAAUACAUAGUUGGGUGCAUGCAAAUCGUACCGCAAAACCUUUUAAAUGUGAGCAUUGUACAAAAGCUUUUGUACGUGAAAUUGAUUAUAAAAAUCAUAUGAACGCUCACAAACAAAUUCGCCCAUACACUUGUGAAUAUUGCGGAUGUAAAUUUAUACGUAAAUAUAAUUAUUUAAGACAUAGACGUGAACAUCACGGACAAAAGAAAUUCAGUUGUGAUUUAUGUGGAAAACUUUUUCAUAGACAUUAUUAUUUAAUAGAGCAUCGUCGUAUACAUACUGGUGAAAGACCGUUUUUGUGUACCAUUUGUGGCAAAAGUUCAACAACAAAAACAAAUCAUAACAAACAUCUAAAAAUACAUCAUUCUCGUGAUCCUUUUACCUCCGAAGCUUAAAUAUAAAUGCCGGGUGUAUUUAUAAAAGCAAUACUUUGAAAGUUAUAAAAAUUAAGCUAUAUUUCCAAUUAAUGCUUUCAAUAAAAAAAAAUUUAUAUUAAUUUCUUCUCAAUGCAGACAUUAUAUAGAAAAAUAAAAUAACCACGAAUUUCAUGGCUCAACUGAUAAAAAGUUGAAAUUUGUUUGAAAUAUUAAAAAUAACAUGUUUAGUUGCUUUUAAAAUUCCCCCUUUAUUAGUAUAUAUCGACUAUGGACAAAAUAAUAAAGAAGAUUUUUAUUGUUUAAUAAUUCAUAAGAAUGAGGAUUGUAAAAAAAAGUGUUCAGAUUGUUAAACUUUUUUCUAAAAUUUAUUUUCUUGAUUUGUAAAAAAAUUAUUUACUUUAUAAAAAAAUUUCAGUUUUCAUUUUGAUUUUUAUUAACUAUAUAUAUAUAUAUAUAUGUAAAUAUCGUAAUAUAU